Molecule: messenger RNA, 1773 nt
Organism: Pseudopodoces humilis (Tibetan ground-tit)
Lineage: Eukaryota; Metazoa; Chordata; Aves; Passeriformes; Paridae
Gene: FHL2
Product: four and a half LIM domains 2
Biological process (GO): negative regulation of transcription by RNA polymerase II; negative regulation of calcineurin-NFAT signaling cascade
Cellular component (GO): nucleus; Z disc
Molecular function (GO): transcription coregulator activity; transcription factor binding
Source: RefSeq, a predicted model, not a curated record
CCACACAGCGCUGACUGCAGAGCUGCGAUCGGCAGAGCCGCUCUGUGCAGGCAGCAGAGAGCCCGGGCUGGCAGUACAGCUCUGCGCUGCAGGCAGGCCAGCGUGCUCCUUGCACAUCUGUUAGUGGAUGUGACCCCCUGUCCCCGCUCCAGGAGGUGGCAUUAACUGCCCGCUGCUGCUCUGACAGCUGGACUCCAGACACCAACAUGACUGAGCGCUUUGAUUGCCACUACUGCAAAGAGUCUCUGUUUGGUAAGAAGUACAUCCUGAAGGAGGACAGCCCCUACUGUGUGAAAUGUUAUGAAAAUCUUUAUUCCAACACCUGUGAGGAAUGCAAAAAACCUAUUGGCGCUGACUGCAAGGAUCUGUCUUACAAGGACCGCCACUGGCAUGAAACCUGCUUCCAGUGCUUCCAGUGCAAGAAUUCAUUGGUGGACAAACCUUUUGCUGCAAAAGAGGAACAUCUACUUUGCACUGACUGCUACUCCAAUGAAUACUCUUCCAAAUGUAAUGAGUGCAAGAAGACUAUUAUGCCAGGUACUCGGAAGAUGGAAUACAAGGGCAACAGCUGGCACGAGACCUGCUUUAUCUGCUACCGCUGCCAGCAGCCUAUUGGGACAAAGAGCUUCAUCCCUAAGGACAAUCAAAACUUUUGUGUACCCUGCUAUGAAAAGCAGUUUGCCAUGCAAUGCGUCCACUGCAAGAAGGCUAUCACCACAGGAGGUGUGACCUACCGGGAGCAGCCAUGGCAUAAGGAGUGCUUUGUGUGUACUGCAUGCAAGAAGCAGUUGUCUGGACAGCGCUUUACCUCCAGGGAUGAGUUUGCAUACUGCUUGAGCUGCUUCUGCAACCUCUACUCCAAAAAGUGUGCUGGAUGCACAAACCCAAUCAGUGGACUUGGAGGAACCAAGUACAUCUCUUUUGAAGAACGGCAGUGGCAUAAUGAUUGCUUUAACUGUAAGAAGUGCUCCCUUUCACUGGUGGGUCGUGGCUUCCUCACAGAAAGGGAUGACAUCCUUUGCCCUGAAUGUGGAAAGGAUAUUUAAAGCUCAAACUAAGAGGUGAGGAAGAAGGGAGGAAAGCUGUGCUCACAAUAUAUAGUCUGAAACACAUGGAUGUUCAGUUAGUUUUGCCACUCUGUGUCUCACUGUAUAUUAACAUUUCUUAACAUUUUUCUUUAUACUCUCCAAAUCUGGAGGGAAAACAACUUGAAAACCUCUAAUAGCAGUGUCGGUGUUUAAGAUUUCUACCAAUAGCAAAAACUAAUGCAAAAUUCAUGAUGUAAAACUACUUGGCUGUUUUUGACAUAACAUACUAUUUUUAAGGUUUUUGGUUUUAUUUUUCCUAACAAAUAUUCCCGUUACAAGCAAGUGAUACAGUUCAAGGAUUACAAUGGCCACACACAAUACAUUCAUAGGUGGAUAUUUAGGGUGAAGCCUUCAGCCCACUGAAAUCAAUGGAAAAGGCCAUUCAAAAGGCCUUUCAUAAGGCUGGUGUAACCCCAGUGUUCUUGAGCUAUGUGACUAGUGUGUGCUGUCAAGUCUGUAGAAAGACUGCAAAAGUAGAGUGUGUUUCAAUGUACAUGGAUUUGUGACACGCCACAAAGAGAUAAUGAUGAAACAGUGGGAGUGCUUCAUGACAGAUACACAUUUUAUUGCAUGUCUAGCUGAUCAUUGUGUGAAGUACAAGUUCUGAUUGACAGUGUCAGUAUCACAGUUAGUUGACAUUACACUGCACAUUGUAUUUUUCAAAAUAAAAUUAUUUAAAACAAAA